CUUAGGGCUUUAGGUGAUGGGAGACGCUCGAGGAUGGCGGCGGGACGAUUUCAAGGCAUCGGUUCUUGCGGAGAGGUGCCUGAGGACGCGCAUUGUGUUUGCGCUCCGGUUCCCGCCGACAUUGGAGCUGGCGCCGCCUCCCCCGCGCUUCUUGGCCGCCGCGACGAGCGAUGGCAGCGUUGGGAUUCAUCCCAUUUGCCGAUCUCCUCCUAUCUCGGGCAUAGCGGAGACCACUGACGAAUUGGCAAAACCAUGGUUGUCGCUCGCUGGACACGAUGGCCCGGCGUAUGGUUUGCUGUCAUUUGGAGAAGAUGGAAACAAAGUUCUUGCGAGUUGUGGGGAUGACGGACGGAUAGCGAUCUGGCGAUGGAACGACGUUUUGGAAAGAUUGGGCAGUGAUUCAAGCUCGGAUAUGCAAGAGCGGCCUGUUUUGGAGAUGAAAAUUCCUCAGCAGAGGGGUCAGCAUGGUUCUCUUCUACCCGUUGCCGAAGCCAAUGGUCUCGCAGCAGAUGCAGGGACGCUUUUCUGUGCUGCUGGCGAUGGCUGUGCUUAUGGUUGGGACUUGGAAACUGGACAAGGUUCAAUGGUAUUUCAAGGCCAUGCCGGUUACUUGCACUGCAUAGCGUCGAGACCAUCUCAGAAACAGUUAAUCACGGGAUCCGAGGAUGGCACCUGCAGAAUCUGGGACUGUAGAUCCGGCCGAUGCACAGCAGUGUUGGAUCCUUGGAAUGUACAACGAGUGGCAAGAGCAAAAUCCAGGCUCCCAUGGGUGAGCUGUGUAGCAGUGGAUGCUAGCGAGAAUUGGAUGGCGUGUGGGACUGGAGGAGGAUGUGUAACGCUUUGGAACUUGCCAAUGGUAGCAGCAGCAACGAGAAUAACGACCGCUGGAGCACCGCAAGACGUGGCCUUCACCACGGACGAGAUUGUGGUCGUCGGUGUUCAACCGCAUCUUUCUCGAUUCACCUUUGGCGGGAAGCUUUCGUCCCAAGUCGCUUGCGCUCCAUUGUCUUCCUUCGCCGUGUCACUCCAUCCAUCUGGAGUGACAGCUGUUGGUGGCCAUGGCGGAAUGGUGGAUGUGAUAUCCAGCUAUGGAAGCCAUCUGUGUACUUUUAGCUGCUAGCUUGCAAAGUUCUAAGAAAAUGCUUGGGACGUGUGAAAGAA
This is a messenger RNA of Selaginella moellendorffii, 1161 nucleotides long. Its product is annotated as THO complex subunit 6-like. The coding region runs from base 17 to 1120 and encodes 367 amino acids. The transcript has 13 exons. Lineage: Eukaryota; Viridiplantae; Streptophyta; Lycopodiopsida; Selaginellales; Selaginellaceae. Gene Ontology annotation, biological process: mRNA export from nucleus. Gene Ontology annotation, cellular component: THO complex; transcription export complex. The record is from RefSeq and is a predicted model, not a curated record. Gene Ontology annotation, molecular function: protein binding.